ACAGCAGUAUAGUAUUAAUUAAUUGUUAAAAGAGAGUUUCUAAUCAAUUCUACUUGCAAUUCUCCAAGAAGAUAGCCUUUGCCAUCAUCUAUUGCUCUGAUUUAGAAUUAUAUGUGAAAAGAGUCUCUCUCUAUUAGGGGAGCGAGAGGAGAUGUCUACUCAUAUAUUUUUCUUCCAAAUUCGAUUCAAAUAGUUGUAAAAAAUUAUAGAAAAAAAUUGAUAAUAUUGAGUAUUGUUAUACCUAUCUGUGCAAAAAAAAAAUCAAGUUCAAUGCUGUAUCAGCGUUGUCAAUUUUUUUUAGAAUUUUUCAUAAUCGUUUCAAUGCUUUUUAAAUAAACAAGGAAAUAUCAUCUCUUGAGGAUAACACACAAUUAGAUUAGACAUGCUUGGACUGAUGACUUAGUCAAAAGAGAAGUCCGAUCACUUAUUAAUUUCUUGUGCAUGUGCAUCCAACAACCUUCGUCAGCUAGCCAAGAACAAUAAGCAACUUCAUAGUGUCCUAGCAACGGCGUCACCGGCCAUGGCUUCCGGCCAUCUCGUCGCCGUCGCCGUCGUCAUCGGCUCGCUCUGCGUCGCGGCAGUCGGUCAGGGGAACAAUAUCGUGCUCCCGUUCGCGCCGUCGUGCUCGACCGCCGGCAACUACACCGGCGACAGCCAGUACAAGAAGAACCUCGACCAGCUAUUCACCACCCUCUCCGCCGGCGCCAUCGCCGGCGACUGGUUCAACACCAGCUCGGUCGGGACGGGCGCCGACCAGGUGUUCGGCCUCAUCAUGUGCUACGCCGACCGCAACUCGACGCAGUGCCAGGAAUGCCUCGCCGGCGCUCCGGCCGGGAUCGUGCAGGUGUGCCCGGGAAGCCGAACGGCGGACGCCAACUACGACGCCUGCCUCCUCCGCUACUCCGACAAGUCCUUCUUCUCCGAGCUCACCUACGGCGCCGACCCCACCAUCGCCUGGAACGUCUACUUCACCCCCUUCGUCGACAACAUGACCACCAUGAACGACACGCGGCGGCGGCUGAUGAGCCAGCUCGCCGAGAGGGCCGGCGACACCAAGCUCAGGCUGGACAACGGCAGCUUGCCGUACGCCGACUCGAAGCUCGGCACGUCGGCGUUGUACGGGCUGGCGCAGUGCACGAGGGACCUGGCGGCGAGCGAGUGCCGGAGGUGCCUCAGCGGCUACGUCGACGACCUCAGCAACACCUUCCCCAACAACAGCGGCGGCGCCAUUAAGGGGUACAGCUGCUACCUCAGGUACCAUCUUUGGCCGAUCGACAUCACGCUGCCGCCGCCGCCGUUGCCACCGCCGUCGCGGCCUCCGUCGUCGUCUCCGGCACCGCCUUCACCUCCUCCCUCGGUGUCGGGAGGACUCGUGGCCGGAUCGACCGUCGGCGCCGUCUCGUUCUUGGUGGUUCUUGGUGUCUCAAUCUGGCUCCUCUUGCGCCGGCGGCGGAAGCGCGCCGGCGAGGCGAGGGAGCUGGAGAUGGACGAGGGCGACUUCUUCGACGAUGAGGCCGAUGACUUUGAGAAGGGGACUGGUCCCAAACGGUUCCACUACGGCGAGCUCGCCAUCGCCACCGACGACUUCUCCGACGAGCACAAGCUCGGUGAAGGCGGGUUCGGGUCAGUGUACAGAGGAUUCUUGAAAGAGUUGAACCUUGACGUCGCCAUUAAGAGAGUGUCCAAGAGCUCGAAGCAGGGGAGGAAGGAGUACGCGUCGGAGGUGCGGAUCAUCAGCCGCCUCCGCCACCGCAACCUGGUGCAGCUCAUCGGCUGGUGCCACGGCGGCGGCGAGCUCCUCCUCGUCUACGAGCUCAUGCCCAACGCCAGCCUCGACACCCACCUCUACAGCGCCAACGCCGGCGUGCUCCCAUGGCCACUCAGGCACGAGAUCGUGCUCGGCAUCGGCUCGGCGCUGCUGUACCUGCACGAGGAGUGGGAGCAGUGUGUGGUGCACCGCGACAUCAAGCCGAGCAACAUCAUGCUCGACGCCGCCUUCAACGCCAAGCUCGGCGACUUCGGCCUCGCCAGGCUCGUCGACCAUGGCCGGGGCUCACACACCACGGUGCUCGCCGGCACCAUGGGGUACAUGGACCCGGAGUGCAUGAUCACCGGCAGGGCGAACGCCGAGUCCGACGUGUACAGCUUCGGGGUCGUCCUACUUGAGAUCGCCUGCGGCCGGCGACCGAUAAUGGCGGACCACCAAUCCGAGGUAGACGAAGACCGGAUCCACAUUGCUCAGUGGGUCUGGGAUUUAUACGGCAAUGGGAGGAUUCUUGACGCCACUGACCGGCGGCUCAACGGCGAGUUCGACGGCGGGGAGAUGGAGGCUGUCAUGGUCGUCGGGCUCUGGUGCGCGCACCCUGACCGGAGCCUGCGGCCAACGAUCAGGCAGGCCGUCGGCGUGCUGAGGGGCGAGGCGCCGCCGCCGAGCCUCCCGGCGAGGAUGCCGGUGGCGACGUUCCUGCCGCCGGUUGAUGCUUUCAACCACACAUCAUCUUCAGUUGCGACAGGAAGCAGCAGCGCCAGCACAGACACUACUCGGUCGUCCAGGACGACCGAGACAUCUUCCUUGCUGAAAUGACACUUGAGCAAUGACGUUUUUUAUCAGAUUAAUUAACUGCAAAAAUGAAUUGAUUUUGACAGGAGCAUCAUACCUGUUUUUGACUAGAGUAUGCAGCUGAUUUUGGACUGGUAAUAUGAUGAACAUUAGUUACAUAACACAAGAACACAAUGGCACAAACAUAAAAGGGAUACAGCUAUUGACACUUUCAGCAUAAUAAUUAGUGUUCUCAUUUAUUAUUGCCCCAAGCCAUCAUAUAAAAGGGACUUCAGAAAGGUAGAUCAACAGCUCAUAAUAAUUCACAGUGUAUGUCUAUUUUCAAAACCAUUUACAACGAAAAGGCCGGUCUAAUGGCGUCCCUUCCCCCCAACCUACGCCCAGCCGACCUCUCCAAUCUCCUUUGCUUUCUUCCUUCCAUUGGACCAUUCACGGUACAGGGGAAGUAUAAUCAAGAGUUCUCCAAUAGAUUGUAACUGGUACUAAUUAAGCAGCAGUGGCAACUGGAGUGUCAGGAUGGGCUCCCCAUUCAGUCCA
Molecule: messenger RNA, 3097 nt
Organism: Oryza sativa Japonica Group (Japanese rice)
Lineage: Eukaryota; Viridiplantae; Streptophyta; Magnoliopsida; Poales; Poaceae
Product: L-type lectin-domain containing receptor kinase IX.1
Biological process (GO): protein phosphorylation
Cellular component (GO): plasma membrane
Molecular function (GO): protein kinase activity; ATP binding
Source: RefSeq, a predicted model, not a curated record